AUGCGUGCUGCGCUGCUUACUACAAGCUUCCUUCGCGCCGCGCCGCUGCGUGCGGCAGCGCGGCCUGCAAUGCUGCGCACAGCAAUGCCCAAACUUACCCGCACGUUUGCGAGUGAGGGCGAUGCACAGGAAAUGAUGGUGCGCGAUGCGCUCAACUCGGCGCUCGAGGAGGAAAUGGACCGCGAUCCGAGCGUGUUCCUGCUCGGCGAAGAGGUUGCGCGCUACAAUGGUGCAUACAAGGUUACAAAGGGUCUGCUUGACAAGUUCGGCGAGGACCGUGUGAUUGAUACGCCGAUCACCGAGGCUGGGUUCGCGGGUCUUGCCGUCGGCGCGGCUUUUACAGGCCUGCGCCCCGUGUGUGAGUUUAUGACGUUCAACUUUGCUAUGCAGGCUAUCGACCAAAUUGUCAACUCUGCAGGAAAGACGCACUACAUGUCUAGCGGCGGAGUGACCUGCCCUGUGGUGUUCCGCGGACCCAACGGCGCUGCCGCCGGCGUAGCUGCACAGCACUCGCAGGACUACUCGUCUUGGUACGGCCAGAUCCCAGGCCUCAAGGUCAUUGUUCCGUUCAACUCGACGGAUGCGCGGGGCCUGCUGAAGUCUGCGAUCCGCGACCCGAACCCCGUCGUGUUUCUCGAGAACGAGAUCCUCUAUGGACAUGCAUUCCCCGUGUCCCGGGAAUGUGCUUCGGAAGAUUUCCUCCUUCCCAUCGGAAAAGCACACGUCGAGCGCGAAGGCACUGAUGUGACAAUUGUCGGAGCGAGCAUUGGUGUGCUGCAUGCGCUCGAGGCUGCCAAGACGCUCGAGAAGGAGGGCAUUUCUGCCGAGGUCAUCAAUCUGCGCUCGAUUCGCCCGCUCGAUAUCGAGACGGUGAUCAAGAGCGUCAAAAAAACAAACCGUCUCGUCACUGUCGAAGGCGGAUUUCCCGCAUUUGGGAUUGGCUCUGAAAUUUGCGCCCAGAUCAUGGAAACGGACGCGUUUGACUACCUCGAUGCGCCUGUGGAGCGUGUUACGGGCGCCGAUAUCCCAACGCCCUAUGCACAGAACCUCGAGGCUGCAUCGUAUGCGAACCCUGAUGUGGUCGUCAAGGUCGCAAAGCGUGCGCUGUACCGCGGCUAA
Malassezia vespertilionis is the source of this 1119-nucleotide messenger RNA. RefSeq names its product pyruvate dehydrogenase (acetyl-transferring) (gene PDB1). The transcript has a single exon. NCBI's taxonomy places the organism in Eukaryota, Fungi, Basidiomycota, Malasseziomycetes, Malasseziales, Malasseziaceae. The coding region runs from base 1 to 1119 and encodes 372 amino acids. The record is from RefSeq and is a predicted model, not a curated record. Gene Ontology annotation, biological process: pyruvate decarboxylation to acetyl-CoA. Gene Ontology annotation, molecular function: pyruvate dehydrogenase (acetyl-transferring) activity.